UUGCCUUAUGAAAUUCAAGUUACACGUGAAUUCUGCCAGGCAAUUCAAGGACCUGUGGAAUAUGAGUGAUGACAAACCCUUUCUAUGCACUGCCCCUGGAUGUGGCCAGCGUUUUACCAACGAGGAUCAUUUGGCUGUCCAUAAACAUAAACAUGAGAUGACACUGAAAUUUGGUCCAGCUCGUAAUGACAGUGUCAUUGUGGCUGAUCAGACACCUACACCAACACGAUUUUUGAAGAACUGUGAAGAAGUGGGUUUGUUCAAUGAGCUAGCAAGUCCAUUUGAAAAUGAAUUCAAAAAAGCCUCAGAAGAUGACAUUAAAAAAAUGCCCCUAGAUUUAUCCCCUCUUGCAACACCCAUCAUUAGAAGCAAAAUCGAAGAGCCUUCUGCUGUGGAGACAUCUCACCAGGAUAGUCCUUUACCUCACCCAGAAUCCACUACCAGUGAUGAAAAGGAAGUAUCAUUGCCACAGACUGCACAACCCACAUCAACUAUAGUUCGUCCAGCAUCAUUACAGGUUCCCAAUGUCCUGCUUACAAGUUCAGACUCAAGUGUCAUAAUUCAGCAGGCAGUACCUUCUCCAACAUCAAGUACUGUUAUCACCCAGGCUCCUUCCUCCAAUAGGCCAAUAGUUCCCGUACCAGGCCCUUUUCCUCUAUUGUUACAUCUUCCCAAUGGACAGACUAUGCCCGUUGCCAUUCCUGCCUCAAUUACAAAUUCUAAUGUACAUGUUCCUGCUGCAGUUCCACUUGUUAGACCUGUCACCAUGGUGCCUAGUAUCCCAGGAAUCCCAGGUCCUUCUUCCCCGCAACCAGUGCAGUCAGAGGCUAAAAUGAGAUUAAAAGCUGCUUUGACUCAGCAACAUCCUCAGGUAACAAAUGGAGAUGCAGUCAAGGGACAUGCAAGUGGAUUGGGUAGGACUCAGUCAGAGGAAUCGCGAGCACAGUCAUUACAACAGCCUGCUACAUCCACAACAGAAACUCCGGCUUCUCCAGCUCACCCAGCACCACAGACACAAAAUACAGGUGGGCGUAGAAGAAGAGCAGCCAAUGAAGACCCUGAUGAAAAAAGGAGGAAAUUUCUAGAGCGAAAUAGAGCAGCAGCUUCAAGGUGCCGUCAAAAAAGGAAAGUCUGGGUUCAGUCUUUGGAGAAGAAAGCAGAAGACUUGAGUUCAUUGAAUGGACAAUUGCAGAGUGAAGUCACCCUGCUGAGAAAUGAAGUAGCACAGCUGAAGCAGCUUCUUCUGGCUCAUAAAGAUUGCCCCGUGACCGCCAUGCAGAAGAAAUCUGGCUAUCAUGCUGCUGAUAAAGAUGAUAGUUCAGAAGACAUUUCAGUGCCAAGUAGCCCCCAUCCUGAAGCGAUACAGCACAGUUCGGUCAGCACUUCCAAUGGAGUGAGUUCAACUUCCAAGGCAGAAGCUGUAGCCACUUCAGUCCUUACCCAGAUGGCGGACCAGAGUACAGAGCCAGCACUUUCACAGAUUGUAAUGGCUCCUCCUUCUCAAUCACAGCCCUCAGGAAGUUGAUUAAAAAUGUGGAUUGCAACAGUUUUAGAUAUUAAUGACUUUAAAGGGAAAUCAAGGAAAGACCAUCUCCGUUUAGGAGAAAUCUGUAGUUGUAAAAAUUAUUAAUUUUUUUAAAAAUUGAAAUUAAAUUUGGCUCUAAAGAUUGGAAUAUGGGCAGAUGAAGAUAAGACUGAGCAAGU
Messenger RNA from Gracilinanus agilis (Agile Gracile Mouse Opossum), 1704 nucleotides. It is a transcript of the gene ATF2, whose product is annotated as activating transcription factor 2. The coding region runs from base 8 to 1525 and encodes 505 amino acids. Gene Ontology annotation, biological process: regulation of transcription by RNA polymerase II. The record is from RefSeq and is a predicted model, not a curated record. The transcript has 12 exons. Gene Ontology annotation, molecular function: DNA-binding transcription factor activity, RNA polymerase II-specific; cAMP response element binding. NCBI's taxonomy places the organism in Eukaryota, Metazoa, Chordata, Mammalia, Didelphimorphia, Didelphidae.